UCUCGAUCGCCAGCCCAGCGUCAUACAGCUCUGUGGCAGUGGCGUACACUUGACCUGCAUUCGGGAGAGUCGGCUUCGUGCAGAUGGGCCACUGAACUUGCGAUCUCGCCCAUGUGCACGUCUCGUCACGCAAGCCACAUUUCGUCUCUUUGGCAGCGCUAAGACUGUAUUGCCUCGAAGAACUCGACGCCUCUAUUGACUUGCCACGAGGGCGUGUAGAUCUCCCGCGCUGGGCGAGGCGCAUUCUGUUCCGAUGACGACGUCGAACAAAGUGAGGCUUGACGGCGCACAGCUCUCUGGCCAAAUGAAAGAAGCUCUUCACGAUAGCGAUACCGUCAGCGAGAGCAGAUCUGCAAUGUCGGGCGAUCCUACAGUAGUACUGCCCUUUGGCAAAGGACGCAACACUCGGACUUCGAGCAAAGAAGCUCCAAUGAAUCUCAGCAGUAAACCGCGCUCAACAUCCUCCUCAUCUUCCUCCUCUCCAAGCGAGCUUGUCGACUUUGAGAGACCAAGAGCGGCCUUCAUGCUCUCUGAGCAGUCUGGCACGGAGAGUCGUCGGAUCUGCAGGAGGCGACUCUCUCAAGAGUCCAUCGAGUCUGCUGGCUCUACAGCCGCUGCUUCCCUCUCUGGCACGCUCUCCAAUAAUGCAGGCGCAAGCUCUAAUAGCUUCGGUUCUCGUCGCUCCUCUAUGCUGUCAAACUUCUCGAGCACGUCGUCAUUGGCAUCUACUGCGCAUUCUACCGCGCCAAGCCUCGGGGCUAGCGCAUCGCAAUCGCCAAAGCUGAGCACACUUGCAGAGAGGAUAAGGAAGGACUCUGGUGCUAGCAGCUUCGUGACGACUACAACGAGCGUUUCGCCACUGCUUUCGGCUCGACCCAGUCCGCCCGGUCUCGCGGGCAUCUCGAUUGAUCAUAGCGCGAUAGCAGAAGACGAAGAUGAAGACGAACAGGAACAGGAGCGUGAGCGAGCAGCGUUUGCAUCAGCACUUGCACUUUUUGGACCGCCACCACCCUAUCCGAGCGGAUUUUUCCAGCCCAAUCGGACUCUAUAUACCAUCAAGUCGCCCUCACAGAUUUCUCUGAGCAGCCGACCACCGCUCCAGAAGCGGCCACCUCACAACAGUCACACAUCGAGUCUAAAGGCACUAUCAGUCUCUACUGUCCGGGCAUCCAGCCAGGAUGGCUCAUCAGACGAUCAUCUCGGCUCACCCAUGGAACAGCAACACAGCAAUGGCGCACUCAGGCGCAACAUCACCGAACCGAUACCCUUGCACGCAUGCUGGUCUACAGCGGCAGAUGAAUACGACGAAGAGGACGAGCCCAAUGCGUCUGCGCCGAGCACACCUGACUCGGUUCGAUCAAACAGCGACGACGACAUACUGGCAGAAGCAAUCAGUCUGACGCACAUGGCACUUCUACAGCCUCAAUUGAUACCAGCUGCCAGUCCUUCUGUACAGUCAAACCAGUCUUUCACGCCCUAUACACCUCCACAAAAGCCACGCGCACCGGAGAGCAUCAUGUCGCACACAAGCACCCUGUCGCGUUUCGGACUGAAGCGGUUUGGCGAUAGGGAGCGCAAGCGACCCAGUCCUAUCGAAAGGGGCAUCUCAUCCAGUUCGAUCAAUUCCCGCAAGAUCUGGCUAGAGAAGCCGUCACAAUCCAUGCACGUCAUCGUGCCGGACUCGCCGACAGAAAUGUAUAGCCCGGCAAAGAGUCAGGAACUCACCCGGCUGGCAGAUAUGUACCGUUCACAUUCUACAGACGAGCGCGCACUCCUGGCAGAGAUUGCUCAGAGUCGCAACAAGGUGUAAUGUAGAAGAUCAGUACCAUUCCGUUUUCGUAUGGACACUCUUUGCGAAGUUCUCUGUCGUUGUAGAUUGCAUAACCAUCCCCUCAAGCUGACUCGAGUCUGCUUGCCACUAUGCGCGCCAAGCCGACAAAAGCAUCUUUGACUAUGCUUGCUGAAGUGCUUAGAACGGUAGGAUGACCAGC
Messenger RNA from Mixia osmundae IAM 14324, 1991 nucleotides. RefSeq lists its product as uncharacterized. The transcript has 2 exons. The record is from RefSeq and is a predicted model, not a curated record. Lineage: Eukaryota; Fungi; Basidiomycota; Mixiomycetes; Mixiales; Mixiaceae. Bases 254 to 1810 code for a protein of 518 amino acids.